Exophiala aquamarina CBS 119918 is the source of this 771-nucleotide messenger RNA. RefSeq names its product 3-oxoacyl-[acyl-carrier protein] reductase. The record is from RefSeq and is a predicted model, not a curated record. The transcript has a single exon. NCBI's taxonomy places the organism in Eukaryota, Fungi, Ascomycota, Eurotiomycetes, Chaetothyriales, Herpotrichiellaceae. The coding region runs from base 1 to 771 and encodes 256 amino acids.
AUGUCGUCUCUAGGGGGCAAGGUGGCCGUGGUCAGUGGCUCAUCGCUUGGAAUCGGGGCGGCCGUCAUCCGAGAGCUCUCAAAGCGUGGUGCCAAAGUCGUGAUCAACUACCCAAACGCACGCGAAGAGAGAAACGCCAUCAAACUUCAGCAAAGCCUUCCUAACGAGGCCAUCCUUGUGGAAGCAGAUCUAUCGACGCUCGAAGGAGCCCGCAAGCUAGCCGACACCGCAGCCGCUGAAUUUGGCAAGAUCGAUAUCUUGGUCAACAAUGCCGGUAUCAAUAUCGCUUUACCUCUCGAUGACCCCGAUGACACGAAAUUUGACGAGAUCUGGGACCGAAUUGUCAAUCUCAACGGCAAGGGGACUGCCAGGCUCACCCGGGCGGUACUGAAACACCUCUCACCUUCCAACUCCCGCAUCGUCAACAUCGGCAGUGGGGUGUCUCACAGUGCCGACCCAGGGCAGGGGAUCUACGCGGGGUCCAAGGGCAUGAUCGAAUCUCUUACAAGAGUGUGGGCGAAGGAGCUUCCGCGUAAGUACGGCUGUACCGUCAACCUGGUGGCACCCGGCCCUGUCGCGACGGAAGGAUUUCUAGCGGCGCCGGCAGAGAUGACACUGGCGCUACAACCCAUGUUGGAUGCGACUCCAGUGGCUUCUCGCGCCGGCUCGCCGGCUGAGGUUGCUUAUGCUGUAGCCAUCUUAUGCGAAGUUGAAGCUGGCUGGAUUAAUGGGGUCUACUUACCCGUCACCGGUGGAUCUGUAGUACUGUAG